Messenger RNA from Paramormyrops kingsleyae, 782 nucleotides. RefSeq names its product complexin-4-like. The record is from RefSeq and is a predicted model, not a curated record. Gene Ontology annotation, cellular component: terminal bouton; SNARE complex. Gene Ontology annotation, biological process: regulation of neurotransmitter secretion; neurotransmitter transport; synaptic vesicle exocytosis. Gene Ontology annotation, molecular function: syntaxin binding. NCBI's taxonomy places the organism in Eukaryota, Metazoa, Chordata, Actinopteri, Osteoglossiformes, Mormyridae.
ACAUCUCCAUCUUUCUGGUCUGGUGCACAGAAAACACCAUGGCGUUCCUCAUCAAGAGCAUGGUCGGAAACCCCCUGAAGAGCAUGGGCCUCGGCAGAGAGAAGGAGAAGACGGAAGAAGCCACCCCGUCCGACCCAGCUGCUGCAGCGGGCAUGACACGGGAGGAGUAUGAGGAGUACCAGAAGCAGGUAGUGGAGGAAAAGAUGCAAAGAGAUGCAGACUUCCUGCACAGGAAAGCAGAGAGGGCGACACUGAGGACGUGCCUGCGAGAUAAGUACAGGCUGCCUAAGAGUGAGCAGGAUGAGAACAUGAUCCAGAUGGCGGGCGACGAUGUGGAUGUACCCGAGGAGCUGCUGAAAAUGGUGGAUGAGGAUGCUGAAGAAGAGGAGGAGAAGGACUCCAUCCUGGGCCAGAUGCAGAACCUCCAGAAUAUGGACUUAGAGCAGUUGAAGGAGAAAGCUCAGGCCACACUGACUGAGAUCAAGUCUAAGGCUGAGGAGAAGUGUCUGAUCAUGUGACGGAGCACAUAGAUCCUUAUUUUUAUUAUUAUUUUUUUGUUGACAAUUUAAGGUUCCAACCACAAUUCCUUUUAAACUUUCUUUUUCCCAAUCAACACUUGAAAGCUUUUAAAAUCUUAUUCUAUGCAUUGCAGCUCACACUUGUUAGACGUUUUGUAUGUAUUGUCCAAAUAAAUUACCCUUAUAUAAUUUCAUUUGUAUUUCAUUUAUAUUAUUAAAAUCAGUUGGCCAUAAACUUUUGACUACCAUUAAUUAUUUUGCAAG